Messenger RNA from Gastrolobium bilobum, 1179 nucleotides. RefSeq names its product protein NETWORKED 3A-like. NCBI's taxonomy places the organism in Eukaryota, Viridiplantae, Streptophyta, Magnoliopsida, Fabales, Fabaceae. The transcript is spliced from 3 exons. Gene Ontology annotation, molecular function: actin binding. The coding region runs from base 171 to 1046 and encodes 291 amino acids. The record is from RefSeq and is a predicted model, not a curated record. Gene Ontology annotation, cellular component: vacuolar membrane.
AGAGUACAAACACUCACAUAGAGACUCUGAUUUAUUGUGUGUAUGUAUUUGUGUGGCUGUUGAGUGGGGUUAGAAAACGAAGCCCUUACUUAGCUUGCACCUUAAAACCACUCACUCUGACGAGUUAAAUCAGGCUCUUGGGGAUAGCCAAGAAAAGAGUGAAGGAGAAGAUGGUUGGAAUGAUGAAGAAUCAACCGUCACACUGGUGGUGGCUUGAUAGUCACACUAACACUAAACGAUCCCCAUGGCUUCAAUCCACUAUCGCUGAGCUAAACGAGAAGACAAAGGCAAUGUUAACAUUAAUUGAAGAAGAUGCAGAUUCCUUUGCAAAACGUGCAGAGAUGUAUUACAAGAAGCGACCAGAGCUUGUGAGCAUGGUUGAAGAUUUCUAUAGGACACACCGUUCACUAGCUGAGCGGUAUGAUCAAGUCAAACCUGACACCACAGGGGGGUCACCUUUUGCUUCAGCCAAGUAUCAAUUAGGGAAGUUGAUGGGUUUUUCAGAUAAUGGUUAUGAUACCUAUUCUGAGCAUUGUGAUGUAGACGAGUCAGUGGAAUCUGAAGUUGAUGAUCCUGAGCUGGAGGAAGAAGAGGGGACUAAAUUUCAUGACUGCACAAUUGAAAAGAAAGUUUCUUUUGUGGCUGCGGAUGAUGAAGUUAUGAGGCUGAGAGAUGAAAUUAAGAGACUCAAUGAAGAGAGCAAGGCUCAUAGGGAUCAACUCAAGCAGAAAGAUACCAUUUGUGAUGAAGUAAUGAUGUUGAGGGGAGAAAUAGAAAGACUUAGAGAAGAGAAUGAGGCACAGAAGGAACAACUCAAGCAGAAGGAUGAAGAGAAAAUAGAGGUGAUAAGACACCUGAGUUUAGCAAUUAAUAUGAUGAAGCAGGAGAAUGUAAAGAUGAGAAACUUCAUCAUUGCUAAGGAGUCUACCAAGAAAUGGAAGAACCCAUUUGAGUUCAACAAACUCAUGGGAGCUUUUUCAGUUAAGUUGUUCAAUGGGACUCCAAGGAAUCAGCCCAGUGUUGAGCUCUCUAGAUGUGGUUUAUAAAGUUAGCAAAUGGCUUUAUUAUGUACAACAGUCCUAUAAAGAAAUCUAUAUUUAUGUUAGGUACUCACCCAAGUAAACUAAGCUAUAAAUCUUGGGUUUUAUGUUUAUCAUUUAACAUAAUAUAACUUCAUUU